Messenger RNA from Syzygium oleosum, 809 nucleotides. Its product is annotated as protein argonaute 1-like. Gene Ontology annotation, biological process: regulatory ncRNA-mediated post-transcriptional gene silencing. Gene Ontology annotation, cellular component: cytoplasm. The transcript has 5 exons. Bases 1 to 768 code for a protein of 255 amino acids. The record is from RefSeq and is a predicted model, not a curated record. Lineage: Eukaryota; Viridiplantae; Streptophyta; Magnoliopsida; Myrtales; Myrtaceae.
AUGACGAGAAGAAUGCCAAAUCUGCCGCCCAAGAAGAGAUUACGGCUUGAAGGUGAGGUCCCGGAGGCGUCAUCGCCGGUGAUCGGCACUGUUGAAGGAGGAUCAAGUGGGCGCAAAGCACUUCAGAAGAAAGCUGCACGUCCAAGAAUUGUACGUAUGCAGUCGAUCAUGUUCCUAAGUGGAAAUGAAGGAGGCAGGCGAUCGGACUCGAGCCACGAGCAACUGGUCCCGUCGUUUCAGCGCGGAAGAGGUGGCGGCAGAGGCAGAGGCAGAGGCUACGCCUCCGCGAUUAGAUUUCCGCCGAGACCUUUGGGAACGGUCGGGAAAAGGUGCUUGGUCCGAGCGAAUCAUUUUAUAGUUGAAGUAGAGGACAAGGAUUUUCACCACCAUGACGUAUCUAUUGAUCCCGUGGUUCAUAACAAGAAAACCAGUAGGGAGAUAUUAGGUGUUCUUGUCAAACAAUACUGGGAGUCUCAUUUGGGUAGGAGGAGGCCGGCCUACGACGGUAGAAAGAGUCUCUACACAGCAGGACCACUCCCCUUCAACAACAAGGUGUUUCCUGUUAAAUUGGUAGAAAAUGACGAAGCAGCCGGUAGUUCUUCUCAAUCGAGAAGGAAGGAACGUGAAUUCAAGGUGACUAUAUCGUUGGUCGCUAGGAUUGAUCUUGAUCAUCUUCAGCAGUUUAUUCAGGGUAGACAAUUGGAUUGCCCGCAAGAGAUAAUGCAAGUUCUUGGUGCGAUCCUUAGAGCCUCUCCGUCUGAAAAGUAAUUUCGCAGGCAAUUCGUAUACACUACCUUCUUUCGGGGUAG